This is a messenger RNA of Bombina bombina (fire-bellied toad), 1779 nucleotides long. RefSeq names its product forkhead box A2 (gene FOXA2). The transcript is spliced from 2 exons. Gene Ontology annotation, biological process: regulation of transcription by RNA polymerase II; anatomical structure morphogenesis; cell differentiation. The record is from RefSeq and is a predicted model, not a curated record. The coding region runs from base 50 to 1351 and encodes 433 amino acids. Gene Ontology annotation, molecular function: protein domain specific binding; transcription factor binding; RNA polymerase II cis-regulatory region sequence-specific DNA binding. NCBI's taxonomy places the organism in Eukaryota, Metazoa, Chordata, Amphibia, Anura, Bombinatoridae.
AGUUGUUGUAGCUGUUAAAUUUUAAACUGCCAUACAGUCUGCUUCCAGUAUGCUAGGAGCUGUGAAAAUGGAAGGACACGAACACUCAGACUGGAGCAGCUACUAUGCGGAACCAGAGGGUUAUACCACUGUGAGCAACAUGAAUGCUGGGCUUAGUAUGAACACAAUGAACACUUACAUGAGUAUGUCUGCCAUGAGUACCACUGCCAAUAUGACAGCUGGUUCUAUGAAUAUGUCCUAUGUCAACACUGGAAUGAGCCCAUCUCUGGCUGGCAUGUCUCCUAGCACUGGGGCUAUGACGGGUAUGGGUACAGGGGUGGCGAGCAUGGCUACCCACUUAAGCCCUAGCAUGAGCCCCAUGAGCGCCCAGGCAACUUCUAUGAACGCUUUGGCACCAUACACCAACAUAAACUCAAUGAGCCCUAUUUAUGGACAAUCCAAUAUUAAUAGGUCUAGAGACCCUAAAACGUACCGGAGAAGUUACACCCAUGCCAAGCCACCUUACUCUUAUAUCUCGCUCAUCACCAUGGCUAUACAGCAGUCACCCAACAAGAUGCUCACCCUCAGCGAGAUCUACCAGUGGAUAAUGGACCUCUUCCCCUUUUACCGUCAAAAUCAACAGCGCUGGCAGAAUUCCAUCCGCCAUUCACUGUCAUUUAAUGACUGUUUCCUUAAGGUGCCCAGGUCUCCAGACAAACCUGGAAAAGGCUCCUUUUGGACUCUACACCCAGAUUCAGGGAACAUGUUUGAGAAUGGUUGCUAUCUGAGGAGACAAAAGCGCUUCAAGUGUGACAAGAAACAUACUCCCAGAGAAGGUGGUGGGAAAAAGUUGUCAGAGGGAGCAUCGAGUGUUGGGUCAGCUGCCACUAACAGCUCAGAUAGUUCGGGGGGCAACGAAUCUCCUCAUUCAAGCUCAUCUCCAUGCCAAGAACAGAAAAGGUCUCUUGUAGAUAUGAAGUCAAACCAAGGCUUAAGCCCAGACCACACACAUUCUCCAAAUUCCCAAGCCCAGCAUUUGCUCUCCCAACACCAUUCAGUCUUGUCCCAUGAAGCCCAAUCCCAUCUAAAACCAGAACAUCAUUAUUCGUUUAAUCACCCCUUCUCUAUUAAUAACUUAAUGUCCUCUGAGCAGCAGCACCAUCAUCACCAUCACCACAAUCACCAUCACCAUAAAAUGGACUUGAAAGCAUACGAACAGGUGAUGCAUUAUUCUGGCUAUGGGUCCCCAAUGGCCGGCAGUUUAGCUAUGAGCUCUGUAACGAACAAAACUGGUUUAGAAUCUUCACCAAUUUCCAGCGACACCUCAUAUUAUCAAGGUGUGUAUUCUAGACCGUUAAUGAACUCUUCCUAAGCGUCUAAAACUAUUGGACUGAUGACAAUUCUGUAUAUAUUUAAAGUGCUACUAGUAAUUUGUCUAAACACCCCUUUAAAAAAAUUGUACAGUUUUGUUUUUCUCUUAGAGAUGUCGAGCUUGUUUGAAUUUAUUUGUGUUUGUUUUUGUUUCAGGAAGUUUAUUUUUGUGAAAGUGACGGAUCCUAAUAUUUCUGUGUGAAACCUGUAGUUUCUUCUAAGGACCAAAAGUAUGUAAUAUUCAUAUUGUAAAGAGAUGCGGAAUAUAUUGUUGUAAUUGAGAAAAGUUGAUGUUUUUUUUUUUCUUUGGAGGGAGGGGGUUUGAAACUGGUUAAUUUAUGGUUUCUGUAUGCUUUAUUUAUGACUAUGUAUUUUUUGGCUUUACCAAGCCAGAUUUUAACAAGCUAUUAAAAACCGUGUUACCAUUUA